UUUGCUGAAUACACAUUAUUUGUCCCAUUUUUUCACAGCCAGUUUUUUUUCACAAAAUCUUAAUUCGUCCAUAUCGAUUUGCUCAAAGUUUUAUUAAAAAUAAACGUCCAUUUUAUCGCUAAGAUCAAUAAGUCGUGAUAUUCUGCAAUCAUGGCUUUCAAACCGAUUGACAACAAGCGCGAUCAAUUCCGCAAAUAUCUGGAAGCUUCAGGCGUGAUUGAAGUAUUGUCAAAAUCAAUCACCAAACUAAUGGAGAGUCCAGAAAAGCCAGAAUCGCCUGUCGACUUUAUCCGCGAAAAUAUGGGGCUCACACAAAAGGAGCUGAAUCAGAUCGAAUUCCUGAAAGAAGAAGUCGAAAUCUACAAAAAGCAGGUGAACGACCUCAAACUGGAAAUUGCCGGACUGAAGCAGGAACGGCAAGAGGUCGAAAAUGGACUUUCAAAAGUGAUUGCUGAUUCAAUCGUUAAGGAUGACAUUGUCGUUGCUGUGUCGGACAAUCAAAGCAACCAGCAACUCGAGAUUGAGACAAAGAAGACCGAAGAUGUGGAACCAACUGCACCGGUGGUGGUAGCGCCGGCCGCAGUGGUGACCGAUGAUGUUCAAAAAAUUCAGAAGGUUGACAAUGUCGAAGAGGUAAGCGCUGAUGUUUCGGUCGUUGCUGUAGCAACUGAUGCCAAAAUCGAAACGAAACCGGAAGAAAUUAAGGCUGAAGAAAAGCCAGCAGCAGCAGCCACCGUUGUUGUUGCAGCAGCUGGUGAUGCUGCACCAGAGACCACUGACAAGUAAAAAGUGUGAAUGCCAAACACAUUUUUUGUUUCAAUUUUUUUAAUUUAACUAUUUGCUUGUAUGAAUCUUUACAAGCUUGAUAUAAUAUAUGGCAAAGUUAACUUAAAACUGAUCUCUUAUACAUCGUUUAGUAUAUAUAUUUAAGUCGGGAUUUCUUUUUUUGGUUGAACUUUUUUUUAUAAAAAAAAAAUUAUUUGAAUUUUUGUUAUCUUUUUUUCACUACCUUUUUAUGAACUUGAAAUGAAUCCAUUCCAUAUCUAACGUGUUAUUGAAGUAUAAAAAAAUAUUAAAACAUUUAAAUGAAGAAGAAUAAAAAAAAAAAUAAAGUAAAAAACAAUCAUUAGAUUGAUGUAUAAAAAUAGUAAUAAAAAAGAAUGAUGAACACAACAAAACACACACACACAUAGACACUGAACAAUUACAUUUAGUCAUUAAUAAAAAUGAUGUUAGUUUUAUGAUAUAAAUGAACUAGUCAGUUUCUUUUUGAAUCACAUUUUUGUGCCUUCAAUAAACAGAUUUAAAAAAGGCGUCCAA
Bradysia coprophila is the source of this 1320-nucleotide messenger RNA. RefSeq lists its product as uncharacterized. Gene Ontology annotation, cellular component: nucleus. Gene Ontology annotation, molecular function: transcription coactivator activity. NCBI's taxonomy places the organism in Eukaryota, Metazoa, Arthropoda, Insecta, Diptera, Sciaridae. The record is from RefSeq and is a predicted model, not a curated record. Gene Ontology annotation, biological process: regulation of DNA-templated transcription.